CCCGCCGGCGCUGGGCUGUCGACCUCACGCCCGGUCGUCUCUCCUGUUUCCUAGGUCCAGGCCGUCGCGGACACCAUGUCCGACUACCCCAAAAGCUAUAAUCCUUUCGACGACGACGUGGAAGAUGAGGACACCCGGCCGUCGCCGUGGAAGGACGCCCGCGACCCGCCCGACGGGCCCGAAGCGCCCAUGGACCGUCAGCAGUACCUGCGACAGGAGGUGCUGCGCAGGGCAGAGGCUACGGCCGCCAGCACCAGCAGGUCCUUGUCCCUCAUGUAUGAAUCGGAGAAGGUCGGAGUCGCCUCUUCCGAGGAGCUGGUCCGGCAGCGAGGAGUCCUAGAACACACCAAGAAGAUGGUAGACAAGAUGGAUCAGGAUCUGAAGACAAGCCAGAAACAUAUCAACAGCAUUAAGAGUGUGUUUGGAGGAUUUAUCAACUACUUCAAAUCCAAACCAGUAGAGACUCCGCCUGAACAGAAUGGCAGCAUUGCCCCUCAGCCCAGCAGCAGAUUGAAAGAAGCCAUAAAUACAAGUAGAGAACAGGAAAGCAGGUACCAAGCCAGCCACCCAAACCUCAGAAGACUGCAUGAUGAAGACCCCAUCCCCAAAGAGCCCGCUUCUGCUGUGACUACUGAUGUUUACCCAAAGAACUCGAGCCUUCGUGCCUAUCACCAGAAGAUCGACAGCAACCUAGAUGAGCUGUCCAUGGGACUGGGCCGACUCAAGAACAUAGCCUUAGGAAUGCAGACGGAAAUUGAGGAGCAGGACGACAUUCUUGACCGGCUUACAACCAAAGUGGACAAGUUAGAUAUCAAUAUAAAAAGCACAGAAAAAAAAGUUCGGCAACUCUAAAGAAACUAAAAAAGGAAUUCUACUCAGUUGUGAUGAAAAGAUUCAAAAGCCUCUUUUAAACUCCUAAGGAAUGUUGUUGAUUACACGGUAUGUAAUUUAACAUGUGUGUUCAAAUGUGGGUCUUAAGAAAUUUUAGUUUCAAUGGGAAAAAAUACGUGUGUUCCACAUUUUGGUAAGAUCAACACCUCUGAAGUUCUGUGAGCUGUCUGCUGAGUUGUAAUAUUAACACGGCAGACUAAUUGUGAACUUGAGCCUUGGACUGCUGUGCUGGGAGGGGAAGAAACCUGCAUUUCUCCUUUCGUGAGUGUGUGCACAGAUGUGGGUAGAAUGUCAGCCUCAGAACGGCUGCCUUCUGUUUACUCAUUUGCUGUGUUUCUCAUUCCAAGGCCUUAAUGUGAAUUCAGAUGUGAAGGAACCCUGGGCUUGUGGCAGGAGGAAGGGUCCUUCCACACCUCUACAUGUCAGUCAUUGUGAACAUGCCUGCACACACACUGAGCACACUGUAGCUCUCCCUGAAAACGACCCGUGUUAGAUCCACAAAUGGCCUCUGUUCUUGUCCUGUAUUUCAGUAGAAGGAUUCAGACAGAACUGCUGGACUUGACACCUGUAAGUGUAGAUAUUGGAUGAGUCCUUCUUCCCCACCUACUUUCCAUCUCUGGUGGGGACAGAUUCUCUCCACGGCUCAAGGCCAUCCAGAUAGUUGAUGGGGAGGAACCCAUGUGGAGUUGGUGGGCCUGAGUAUCACACAAACAAAAACCUUUCCACUGAGCCCUCUGCCUAUGGGAAUAAUACCAAGGCAGUGUUGAUGUGGUGCCUGAUGUCUCCAUAUCCACCUGGGACCUCCACCCAGUCUCUGUGUUUCUACAAAGUGCCCACCUAGUUUGAGGACUUAGACCCACAAAUGAUACUAACCUUCUGUAAGACAACUUGACCAAGAAAAAGCCCGGGUACAAUUUUAGCAGCUAGGCGUGUUGAUUCCCUUUAUCUUUCAAAUGAAAAUAUUUAGAAGCAUUAAUUAAAAUUGAUUUCUAGAACAAUUUUUCCUUGUUUUGGUACUUCCAAUAAAAUCACUGAAGUCAUAGAGUACUUGACUAUCUUAAAAUCAAAUUCACAUGUUUUGAAGAUGGUAAAUGGGUCUUUUUAUAAUAGUAAGGUAAGAAACUAAAAUGCCAGUACCUUUUUGCCUUAAAAGAUGGCUUGUGUACCAUGUUGGGACCCUUCCUUUAACAUCUGAAGUCUACAGUAUCAUAAGCAAAGCAAACAUCCGGGUUGUGGGGGUGGCCCAGUGGUUAAGUACCUGCUCUCCUCUCUCAGGGCCCUGGGUUGAUCUCUACCACUGGGUCGAGAAACUGAAAAUGGCAACAACAUGAUUACUGAUCAUGUAGCGACUUGUACACACUCCUGUCACAAAAUACCCAACCUUUCUGACAAUACAGAGUCAUAGAGACCAUGUAGCUGCCAGAGACAGACGCUGGAACAUUACUCAGUAAGCCGCAGCCUCGUGGCAAUACACAGAUUAAUGGAGAUGGGUUAAUUUAAGAUAUGAGGUAGCCAGAAAUAUGCUAAAGUCAUUGGCCAAGCAGUGUUUUAAGUAAUAUAGUUUCUGUGUGAUUAUUUCGUGUCUGAAUUGCUGGGCCGCUGGGAAACAAAACAAACGGCCUCUUGCCACAGACAAAAAGGAGUGCCAAUGUCCAUCUGUCCCUAGAUCUGAAGAUAUGAUUGUGAUGGACCUUUGUGAGCUCAAGGGCAGCCAGGACUAUAUACCAAGACCCUGUCUCAAGCAAUAUAGAGAGACCAAUUCAUAUAUAUUUCUACUUGUGAUUGUUUUCAGCUUUUCUGUUUUUGUUUUUUAUUUUUCUAAGACAGGGUUUCUCUGUAGUUUUUGGAGCCUGUCCUGGAACUCACUCUUGUAGACCAGGCUGGCCUUGAACUCACAGAGAUCUGCCUGCAUCUGCCUUCCAUGUGCUGGGAUGGGAUUAAAGGCUGUGACACCACCACCUGGCUGUUUUCAGUUUUUCUAUAAAACCUUCCAUGUGUCAUAACUAUUGCUUUUUAUCCGCAUCAGCCAUAGCCUUGUGGAGUUAAUCACCUGAGAGCACCUUCCCUUAGCAGCCGAGUGUCCAUAGUUAGUGGACUUGAGGCAAAGGAGCAUUUGAUGCUCCUUCCUUCGUUUUGUUAAAUUAAUGAUUUCAAUCUGUCUCCUUUCCCAAUCUUUUUAACUCCAUGAGUGUGAAACCUGUCCUCCUUCUAAUGUUUAGCAUCUAAACCAUUAGAGGGCCUCGAGCAUUUUGUUCUGUUCUUCAGACUCAUGCUGUGGUCUGCUGAAAUUGUCCCUUGGCCAGCUGGAGACUGCUGGUACCAUUAAAGGACCUAAGGAAGGUCCAGAGUCCUUAUCACAUGAUAAUUGUGACCAGAUCUGCUGGCUGACAGGUGGAAUCACAGCACUUAGGAGGCAGGAGGAUUGCUGUGAGUUUGAGGUUCAGGAUGAGAUCUUUUCUCAACAGAAUUCAUGGCUGUGGUGGGGAGAGGAAGGACUCAUCCGUGCACGCUGGCCUAGGAAGUUAGUGGCAGUGGAGUGAAAUGGGCUUCCAAUGUCACAGAGCAGGCCAGUGAACAUAUCCUUGACAUGUGAGGUCUGCAAGACAGACACAAACUGUCUUCAGAAAGGUGACGUUUGUAACUUUAGGUCAGCUAUAUGCUAAGCGUGCUACUAAAAUAAGUGCAUUCUCCUUCCUUCUAUCACGUACUGACCUGGAACCUAGCCACACUAGAGUGACCUCAUGAAUUGUUUCUCCUCAUUCUGUAGGAGAGGCACGAAGUUCAUUCAUGUAAUAACUAAAAAAAGAUAGCGAUGCGUUUUCUCUUUCUCCUUAUAAAUAAAUGUGUGAUUUUAAGUGUA
This is a messenger RNA of Microtus ochrogaster (prairie vole), 3751 nucleotides long. RefSeq names its product synaptosome associated protein 29 (gene Snap29). Gene Ontology annotation, cellular component: SNARE complex; plasma membrane. Gene Ontology annotation, molecular function: SNAP receptor activity; syntaxin binding. Lineage: Eukaryota; Metazoa; Chordata; Mammalia; Rodentia; Cricetidae. The record is from RefSeq and is a predicted model, not a curated record. Gene Ontology annotation, biological process: exocytosis; synaptic vesicle fusion to presynaptic active zone membrane; synaptic vesicle priming.